This is a messenger RNA of Oppiella nova, 297 nucleotides long. The record is from the annotation of a GenBank genome assembly. NCBI's taxonomy places the organism in Eukaryota, Metazoa, Arthropoda, Arachnida, Sarcoptiformes, Oppiidae.
UUAUAGAAUUCAAUACUAAACUAUUGGCAGACUAUUUGUGGCACAAAGUCUACAAACACCUAAGAAACACAAAUGGAAAGUGUUUUCAAUCGCUUCUCGACACUAAUCAAAGGCAUUAACAAUCCGUACGACAUGUGGAUCUCAACUAAAUUAGACCAGACAUCAUAUAUCGACCAGUGCUUCAAUGAACUCAUCACUGAAUGCAGACUCUCAGCUCCCGGCGCUCGGCUGUCGUAUUCAAUUCGCAACAAAUUGGAGCGCCUGUCGAAAGAGGAGCGGAAAGUGAUAGUGAGUCGU